AUGCAGUUCUUCUUCCCCAAAAAGCACAAACACCAUAAGAUCACUCUUUACUUGAUGCUGGCCGAGUUCCCGAUCACUAUCGUCAUGCUGACUUUGACCGGUAUUGCUUCACACAAUCUAUACCGGACAUUAUUAUGGCAAGACGGUGCAGACAAUGGGUUCAACAGCGCUCCAAAUGAGGCGCUCUACGCAGCAUCAAACUAUAGGCCGUAUAAGGCCCCAAUGGUCUGGUCUGGAUUCAUCACCAACUACAACCUUGUUCUCGGGGUGCUGAGCACAUUCUUCCUGAUCACUAAACUGCCUGUUCACUGGAUGAAUCUACUCUACCCUCCUGUCGCUGCUGGGAUCCAUACGUCCCUGAUCGUUCUCUAUAUCGUAUCGGCCCGGUUCCAAGGAGGCUCUGACAUGUCGGAUCCAAGUCACCCCCAACCAGGAGCACCGUGGUACAUUGCGAAGAGUUGCAGUGUCGCCGCUCGUAAAUCCAAUAUCCCAUACUGCAUGCAAGCCAAAGCGCUAUUUGCUGUUACGGUCAUCAUCAUUGUCUACUAUUGCGUGAUCCUCGGCUUCAACAUCCAUUCCUGCUUCAUCACCCCCGAGGAACGCGAGGAGAUCCUGGAACGCAGGGAAGAGCGCCGGAUCGAGAAGGAGUUCGAAGAGGAGAUCAUGAAGUCCCCAAGUAUGAUCCCCAUGACACCGGGCUCGAUGCCCCGAGGCCCAGGCAUGGUCCCUCGCACCCCUGGCAUCCCGCCAAUGGCCGUCGGCGGAAGUGUCUCGCCAUUUGCUCCGCGCCAUUUGGCUUUCAACCGCCUUGGUAAUGGCAGCACUUCCUCAGAUCUCCCUCUGCGGAACAACUCCCAUUCACACGACCAAUACCCGUCGCAGCCGCAGUCGCAGGCAGUGAGCCCGGAGAUUCAGACGGGUUCGCCAAUGUAUUUCCCGCCUCCGCCAAAGAAGGCUGCUAAGACUUGA
Messenger RNA from Penicillium canescens, 969 nucleotides. RefSeq lists its product as uncharacterized. The transcript has 3 exons. The record is from RefSeq and is a predicted model, not a curated record. NCBI's taxonomy places the organism in Eukaryota, Fungi, Ascomycota, Eurotiomycetes, Eurotiales, Aspergillaceae. The coding region runs from base 1 to 969 and encodes 322 amino acids.